UUUUCCACGUUAUCUUACAUUUCAAAAUGGAUUAAAUUAAUUUUUACCUCAAAAUUCUGCACAAAAUACAAAUUGAACUGAGCCCAGGUGUAUAUCCUGUUUCCACUGAUCAUCCUUCAGAUGUUUCUACAGCUUGAUUGGACUCCACCUGUGGUAAAUUCAGGUGAUUGCACAUGAUGUGGAAAGGUACACCUGUCUAUAUAAGGUCCCAUACUUGACUGCGCCUGUCAGAGCCCAAACCAAUCCAUGAAGUACAAGGAAUUGUCUGUAGACAGGAUUGUAUUGAGGCACAGAUCUAGGGAAGAGUACAGAAAGAAAUCUGUGGCAUUGAAGGUCCCAAUGAGCAUAGUGGCCUCCAUCAUCCGUAAAUGGAAGACGUUUGUUACCACCAGGACUCUUCCUCGAGCUGGCCGCCCGGCCAAUCAGAGCGAUCGGUGUAGAAGGGUCUUAGUCAGGGAGGUAACCAAGAACCCGAUGGUCACCCUCACAGAGCUCUCUGUGGCAAGAGAACCUUCCAGAAGGACAACCAUUUCUGCAGCACUCUACCAAUCAGGCCUGUUUGGUAGCGUGGCCAGAAAAGCGGGGGGGGGGACUCGCACCCGGGAUCACAAGCCACUCAGUUUUGGCAGAAUGGAUUGGGAGUCUAGUCAAGGAGAGAUGAAUGCAGCAAUGUAGAGAGACGUCCUUGAUGAGUCCUCUGGACUUCGGACGGGGGCAAAGGUUCACCUUUCAACAGGACAAUGACCCUAAGCACACAGCCAAGAUAACAAAGGAGUGGCCCACGCAGAACCCAGACCUGAACCCCACUGAACAUCUCAAGAGAUCUGAAAAUGGCUGUGCACCGACGCUCCCCAUCCAACCUGAUGGCGCUUCAGAGGUUCUGCAAAGAAGAAGGAGAGAAACUGCCCAAAAAUAGGUGGCCAAGCUUGGAGCAUCAUACUCAGAAAGACUCGAGGCUGUAAUCGAUGCCAAAGGUGUUUCAACAAUGUAUUGAGCGAAGGCUGUGAAUACUUACGUACAUAUGAUUUUUUUUUAUUAUUUUUAAUAAAUUCGCAAAAAUUUCAAGCAAACUUUUGUUCACCUUGUCAUUAUGGGGUAUUUCGUGUAGAAUUUACAGGUAAAAAAUCUAAUCCAUUUCAGAAUAAGGCUGUAACGUAACAAAAUGUGGAAGACGUGACUAAGGGGAAAACUUUCCGGAUUGACUGUAAAUGUUUGGCAGAGAGACCGACCGCCCUGCCCUCUGCUCACCACCAGAGCCAUGAGCAGUGAAACGUCAAUCUGGCACCUCCUUGGGUUGAACUUUACCUGCUUUGAAUCAGUUUAUAGCUGCCUGGUUUUAGCAGGGCAGCGGGCAUGCUUUGUACUGUACCAGUUCCCUUAUUUGCCACUGUUUGAAUAAACCAAAUUACCAAACUGGAAAAUGUCAACACUGCCACUGGAUUUUGUGAACUAUAAAACAAGGAUAUUUAACGCUGCCAGACAUUGUGUCUGGGAGGCUGUUUUUUGUUUUUUUGCAUCUUUGAAGUUUUUUUUUUGUUUUUUUUUGGAGGGGGGGGGGACUUCCCUGCGGUUUUCCCCUGAUUUCCUCAUGCGGACCAGAAUGAAAGAGAAAAUACUGGUAGAUGCAUAAGCUCCAGAGGGACGGACUGAUUAACGGGACUUAAUGAGGGUGGGUUUCCAAUGGACGGUGUCUGUUUGCUCAGACACAGCUGAGCGGGUGAUAAGGGCGAUCUUGUUCCACUGUUAACGGUCAAAUAGUGCACCCCCGUGUACCACACUGAACAAUCGACCUACUGGACUUCAUUACCAAAGGGUGUUAUACCUGGCUUUCUGCAUUAUAUAACAAAUAGCACUGCUGCUGUGUGGCUCAGCCACUAAAUAAGUUGUGCCUAUGAUCAGAUGGGUGCUGGUUCAAAUCCUAGGGUCAGCAGAGUGAUUUCCGUGGUGGGUCAGUGGGCAAGGCCCUUAACCCCGCCGAAUCUGAUAGAAGCGUGUACUAAAUGAAUAAAAUAAUGAAUAAUCUGACACAUUUAUUUCAAACAUUCUGGAAAUUACUAUUACAGUCUGUGGGUGGCUUGUCAUACAGUGACCUUAUACAACCAUGAACUUUGGCGAUUCCGAAGCAGUGCCACUGUAAGACCUGACACAUAACCGAAUGGCAACUGCUCACUGCUGCCGAUAAACCAGAAAAUGGUGGUUUGGCUGUUUCCUGCGCAGAUGGGAGGCAUCUGCUGCGACCCCAUGUACUGCGGUGCCCUUUCAGCUUAACUUGUCAGCGCCGCAUUAGAAUCACUGAUUGAGUCCACACCCAAGUUGAGGCUCUGGAAUCUUCCGUGGAUUCCUGGGUUCCUGCUAGAGCGGCGUGCCAGUUGCUAAUGUCACAUAUUGUGUUUGGUUGCUGCAGGUUUUACGUGCCACUCCUAGGCAACAUGAUAAAAGACCUGGAAAUAGGCAGGUAUUGUCUCUAUUCACCAAGUGGCCAAAAAGGCGAAGUGAGAGAAUGUCCCUGCUGACCAUCUAAUCACCAUUCAUCUGAUGGUUUCCCAAAUCACAAAAAAAAACACAUGUGAAACUCAGCUGCUAUCCAGCCUCCACACUUUUUUAUUUUCAGCAGCAAGAUAAGGUAGCUCCCAGGGCUGCCGCUCCGAUACGUUUUUGGAUCACGACCCGGACCAUCUACCGCCUCCGUCUCACUCUCUGCUCCUCGCUCGUCACAUCGGCAUCCAUGUGAUUUGGUGGCUCGCGUUUGAGAUCCCCAGGCCCAGGGGGUGCGAUCUGACAGCCCUUCAGAGGAAAGGGGGGGGGGUGGUCCCACAGCCAUGAUCCCCUUCAAAGAGGUCCUGGGCCAGGUGAAGAGGACCCUGCGGGAAGCCUCGCCCCCGGAGAUUCAGGGGCUACUGGCGGAAUUGACCGAGGCUCACGUCCUUUCCAGGGACUACUGCCUGUUGCUCUCCCAGGAGUGGGAUUCCGAGGAUGUGGCACGGAGGAUUUCACUGCCUGUGUGGCAGAAUUGGGAUCUCUGUUGUGGUGCCAUCGGAGCGGUGCUGGAGAGAGCGCGGGACAGCGCCAGUGCAUCCUGCCAACCCUCCUCCAACGGAGCAGGGAUGCAGGAAAUGACUUUAGAUCCACUCGGGUUCCUGGAACAUAUUUCCAUCGAGGACUUUGAUGAUUAUGCAAUCUUCUCACCAAACCCGCAUGACGAUUUGACAGAAGACGGAGACUUAAAUGACAGCAUUGAGACCCUGAUCCGGAUUCUGAGUGAGGAAGAAUCCCUCAAUGGACUGACAGAGCCUUCACUUCCCGAACCAGCCAGUUGGGAGCCACCUGAGACCAGUUUAGAGAGCAAGAGGCCAGAGAAGAAGAGAGAACGAAGCCAUUCAGCAAGUCCAUCCCGCGGAGGUGCUCCCAGGAAGCGCAGCAGGCGAGGUCCUGCCGGAAGUCGUGUGUCAAAGAAAACCCGGGGAACAGAGUCACGCAGCGGCCAGAUGGCCCCCAGCAGUCCUAAGACCCCAAAUGGGCCUGCCCUGCCACCCCCCCAGGGACUCCUCCAGACCAUCCACCACCUGCUGCCCCUUUCCAUCUCCACGGCCUUCGUCAACGCUUGUGAGGGUGCCACUGCGAUUCAGCUUAUCCCAGCCGUCACAUACCCACAGCAGGUCAUAAACAUCUCCGUGCCCAAUCCAGGACCUCCCACUUAUGUCAUUGUGCCCCAGUCGCACCUGCCGCCGGUGACUCACGUCAUGCCGCAGUCUCCUGGCACUGGGGCUGCAGUUCCCUCUGACUUCAUGGUCUCCACCCCGGGCAGUUCUUGUUUGGACAGUGCAUUCCAAGCCUCAUAUCCGGAACAGACUCCCACCCCAUCUCCCACCAGAGAUACGUCGCCUUGCAAAGAAUCGCCAGUCCAAACCCCUCCAUCUGAACCUGCGCCAGGAAAACCCAAAUGCGCUGAGGACUAUACUCAGUCAGUCAAGGCCCUGAUGAGGGAAAUCGCCCGGAAGACGGACCCAGAGAACGAGAUGUCCGUGGAGUCCCAGUACAUCGACGUUCCCCUGGUCCAGAGGCAGAUACGACUUAAGACUGGGAAGAAUGCGAGCAAGUGUCUGGAGAAGGAGCUGGUGAUGCUCAGCGACGCUGACAGCAAGAGGGCCGUGCUACACAUGGGGCAACUUUUUGAGGACAUGGGGCAGAAGGGCGGCCGGCUGAUUGCUCUGCUCGGCAAGGCCGGUGGGGGCAAGACCGCAUUCGUACAGAAACUCUGUCUGGACUGGGCAGAUGGCAACCUCCCCCAGUUCGAGUAUAUCUUUGUGCUGGACAGCAAGGUGCUUAACCUCCCACAUACAACCUAUAGCCUGAGGAAGCUCCUGUUCGAUCUGUCCUCCUCCCCACCCUGCAAAAACACCACCGCCAUCUUCAAACAUGUUCUCAGCGUGCCCCAGAAAGUCCUGAUCGUUUUCGACAGCUUCGACGACUUCAGGGACCCAGAGGGCCUUCUACAUUCGCCGGCCACUUGCAACACUAAGGAACGCUUCAGCGUCAAGCAACUGUUUGCCGGAAUAUUCCAGAAGAAGCUGCUCCGCGGAUGUACACUCUUGAUCUUGGCCAGGCCUAAGGGGGUCUUCAACCAGUUCUUGGCCAAGGUGGACAGAAUUGUGGAGCUCUGUGGCUACUCUCCGGAAAACAUCACGCUGUAUAUCUCGGAGUGUUUCAGAGACAGAGGUGAUAAGGCCCUGGAGAAACUGAAGAAGCAACGGUACCUAAGUAGCCGCUGCUCCAACCCACUCAUAUGCAGGUAUAUGUGCUUCCUUCUCAAGCACUCGGAGAGACUGCCCUCAACACUCACUAGCUUGUUCCAACAGGUGCUUGACAAAAAAAUGCACUCAGACACUCAAGGAGAAGAUUCCAAAAUGGCCCAGCAGAGGGCGCACUUGAGUAAGCUCUGCUGCAUAGCCUGGGCUGGGGUGAAGAACCACAAUUCCAUUCUGGAUCAGAAGGACACUGCAGAGCUGAAGGAAUUUGGGCUAAAAUGUGGACUGCUGACCACAUACCUCACCAGAGCGAAGGACUCUGAGGAGCGGCAGGGUCACGGGUUCGCCCACCCCCUGCUGCAGAGCUUCCUGGCCGCCCUGCACCUGGUGCAGUCCCGCGAUGUGAGCGACAAGGCGCUGGUGGCCCAGUUGACGGCACCUCAGAAGAGGCGGCGGCUGCUGACGGAUUGGCUGGAGGCCACGUGGCGCUUUGCCCUUGGCCUGCUCUUCCAGAAGGGCAGAGUAGAGGCGACGGCAGCGGUGGUGGCCAAGAAGGCAGCUGCUGCCAUGCACCUGCGGGGCCUGAAGCCCGGCGACCUGGGCCCCGCCCGGCUGAUGGAGCUGUGUCACUGCGUUUAUGAGGCUGCCGAUGCCGCCAUGACGCGGCACUUGGUCAGGAACCUUCCGGAAGACCUGCGCUUCUGCGGCAUCCAGCUCAGCUCCCCGGACGUCUUUGUCCUUCAGCACCUCCUACAGAAAGCCAGAGACAUGAAGAGGAGCUUCUCCAUCGACCUGCAGGACACCGGCAUUGGCCUCCAGGGCUUGAGAGACAUACUUGGGCUGAAGUGUGUCCAGUCAUUCAGGGCGUCGAUAGAGGACACAAUAAAUCUGUGGGAAGAUCUGCAGAAAAAAUGUGAAGAGAGGCUCUUGCAAAACACCAUCAGGAAGUUCACCAUCAGUCCCUUAAAAGCCACACAUCUGGACCACGUAGACCAUCUGAUCAUGCUGGUGCGGAUUUACAGAGGAGGGAAGAUAUCCACAGGUGAUCUGAGGUCAGAACCAGCAGUAGAAACCACCACCUUUGAUGUUCCCGCUGUUAGAAACCUUCAGAAACUGGAACUCAGCUUAGGCCCAUCAAAUGGACCCAUGGGCUUCACCAAGCUCAUGGAGGUCCUACCUGCACUGCAAUGGCUCCAGCAUCUUGAUCUCGAGGACAAUAAAAUCGGAGAUAGAGGAGCAGAAGAACUGGCGGCUGUUCUGUCAGCUUUGAGCUCUCUGGAAAUGCUGAAUUUGUCCCAGAACUGUAUCGGAGACAAAGGACUGGAGAAGCUGGCCCCAGCCCUGCCGUCACUGGUUUCGCUGCAUAGUCUCAGCCUGUACAGCAAUUUCAUCUGUGAUGGCGGGGCUGAGAGUCUGGCCAAGGUGCUGCCCGACAUCCAGUCACUGACAGACCUGGAUGUCAAGGAUAACAGGUUCACCAACGUUGGGGCACAGAGCCUGAGCCAUGGAUUGAAGAACGCACCAAGGAUGAAAACUGUGAGGAUGUGGAAUCAUUACAUUCCCCAUGGAGUACUUGAGCACCUCAAACAACAGGAUCCGAGGAUCAGGUCACUAUAGCUGAUAACUAUCGCACAAAGACAAAAACAAUGCACAAAAAACCUGACCGCACCACAGCGUGCAAACAACAAAUACUUUAUAGACAGGUCUAUUGAUCAAGAUUCCUUUCCAAAUUCCUGACUGUUUAUUAUACUGUAUACUACUUGUUUGGACACUAAAUGUAGAUACAAUUAUUUUGUGAGACACUGUUUUUACUAACAAUGAACUGAACUGCAGUAACAGCCUCAAUGUAAUCAUUGCAAUUAUGUUUGUAAUGAGGAUUAUCAUACCACAAUUCACUUUCUCCUGCAACUCCAACUACUUCCCAAUGGCAGCUAUUGAACUGUGAGUCUGAAUGUAUUUCUGCUGUUUAUGUUGUGUUGAAAUAUUUCUUGCAUUCUUGCUGUAAGCAUAAUUUUGACUGUUACUGCUAUUCUUCUACUAAAUGAGGUGGCUAAGGUGAGACGUAGCAAUAAAACAAAAUCAGUCUGCUGCUUUCGUUUUCAGAAUAAAGAUUUUAUACAUGAA
Molecule: messenger RNA, 6869 nt
Organism: Paramormyrops kingsleyae
Lineage: Eukaryota; Metazoa; Chordata; Actinopteri; Osteoglossiformes; Mormyridae
Gene: ciita
Product: class II, major histocompatibility complex, transactivator
Biological process (GO): positive regulation of MHC class I biosynthetic process; positive regulation of MHC class II biosynthetic process; positive regulation of transcription by RNA polymerase II
Molecular function (GO): protein binding; ATP binding
Source: RefSeq, a predicted model, not a curated record